AUGGCGGAUAGCGUUGCGAGUUUUGUGUUAGAGAAGUUCGCAGAGGUACUGAAACAAGAAAUAAGCUUGCUAAGUGGGGUAAAAGAGCAAGUCAAGUCACUGGAAAAUGAAUUGGUCAUGAUAAAUGGCUUCCUCCGAAAUUCCGAAGGAGAUCAACAACAACAACAACAACAACAACAUGAUCAUAACGACGCCGUGAAGGAGGCAUUCAUUGAACAAAUCAGGGACGUGGCUCGUGAUGCUGAAGAUGUCAUAGACAAAUACAUAGUUCAUGUCAUAAAGCAGAAGAGGCGAACAAUUCCCGGAAAGUUACUCCAUUCUCUCGAUGUUCACGACGUUGCAAACACCAUAACAGACAUCAAGAACAUUAUCAGUAAUUGUUUUGCCAACAGAGAGAAGUAUGCCAAUCAAGGAUCCAGACAACCGUCUCGGAUAGAUGUUGAUGCUGCUGCUGCUGUUGCUGCCGCUGAUGGUGGUAGUCGGCCAUCGUUUCGGAGAUCGAGGACAGCGGUUGAAAGAGAUCAUGUUGUGGGAUUAGAAGAUCACAUAUACAAAUUAGUAAACCAGCUUACCCAAGAUCGGUGUUCCAGACGGGAUGUGAUUUCAAUCACUGGAAUGGGGGGCUCAGGAAAGACAAAACUGGCUAAAAAAAUCUACCAACAUAAUGCUGUCAUUGCUUACUUUCAAACCCGUGUUUGGGUAGAUGGAUCGAGGGAGUACAAAAGUAGAGACUGGUUGCUUGGCAUAUUGAGCUGUUUGACGAUCGGCAUCACCAAUGAGAUAUUAGGAAUGCCUGAUGACAAACUGAAACAAACACUACGCAAGGGGUUACAAGGUAAAAGGUAUCUUGUUGUAAUGGAUGGGAUGUGGAAUAAUGGAGUAUGGAACACCAUUAAUACAGCUUUUCCUGAUGAGCCAAAGGGAGGCAGAAUUCUCAUAACAUGUAGAGAAAAAGUAGUAACUUCGAUCGAUGAUUGCACAACUCUUCCAUAUUCUCUGCCGCCUCUCAAUGAAAAACAAAGUUUGGAACUCUUAUGCAAGAAUGUAUUUCCUAAUGGAGAUUGUCCUCGCAAUUUGAAAACUUAUGUUAAGCAACACGCUGAAAGUUGUAAAGGAUUGCCACUCUCUAUUGUUGUGUUGGGAGAUAAUCUCAAGAGAAAAGACAUAUUCUCGUACAGAACUUGGUCCGACACCAUUGACGCUGAUUCCAACCAUAGAAAACAAUGCUUAGACAUCCUCGGACAAAGCUACAAACACUUGCCUCGGCACUUGAAGUGUUGUUUUCUAUAUCUUGGUUUGUUCCCGAAACAGUUUGAGAUUCCCGCGAGGCAGUUAAUUGAAUUGUGGUCAGCUGAGGGAUUCAUUAAAGCCAAUGGUGGUAGGGACGUUGUUAAAGUUGCAGAGGACUGCUUAGAGGAGCUCAUUGAUCGAAGCUUGAUCGAAGUUGUCAGCAAGAGAACCGAUGGAGGUGUGAAGACAUGUCGUAUUCAUUAUCUCUUACAAGAGCUCUGCAAAUCAGAGAGUGAGAGGGAGAAGUUUCUUGAAGUUCAUCGUAUUUCAGAUUCUGAAGUACCACCUCCUUGGAGUAAAGCUCGACGACUUUCCAUCCAAGGUAGCACAUCUCAUUACAUUUCCUCAUUCUCUUACAAUGCUUCCUCUGCUCGUUCUUUGCUUCUCUUUAGCGAGAAUAAUUUGUUUGAGACAAACCACUGGCAAAAAAUUUGCAAAAGCUUCAUGUAUGUCCGACUGCUGUAUCUUUGGAAAGUGCAAAUAGAAUCAAUUCCCAAAGACAUUGAGAAUUUGGUUUUACUGAGAUACAUUAGGAUAUGGAAUGACCAAGUGUUAAAAAUUCCAGCAAUACCGGAUUCCAUAUGUAGUCUCAGGUAUCUAGAAUCCAUUGAUAUAAAUGGUCAAGUUAUUGAGUAUUUGCCAAAGAAGAUUUGGAGGAUGAAACAAUUAAGGCAUUUGAAAGUGUCUAAAUCGAUGAGGCUUCGUGACCCUCCAAGAAGAAACAGUGGUACUAGUGUUGCUUUGGUUAACCUCCGAAUCCUUUCCGGUCUAGCUGUUGAUAAAAAGACUAAGCUUCUCAUGGCUAAAGCUCGGAGCAAAUUUCCAAAUGUAGAGAAACUUCAUUUGGUGUCUGAUACUAAAAAGCCAAUGGUGGAAUCUGAGGUUGCAGACUUAUUGGAAAGCCUCAAGAAUUUACAACGCCUGAAGAGCUUGAAAGUUGUUAAUUUCCCCAAAUUUCAGCCUCGUAUCAGUUUGUUACCAUCAACUCUCAACAAGAUAACCAUCGUAAGUUCGUGUUUGGAUUUGGAGCACUUCAAAAUCCUAGGACAACUUUCCAACCUUCGGAUACUAAAAUUAAGAAAGACAUAUAGAUCAUCACCAAAUAUGCCUAGCAAACUCAGCUGCCUUAGAGGUGAGUUUUCUACACUGGAGGUCUUUCAAAUGAUGGGUCUGACUAUCGAAACAUGGGAAAUGAAAAGGGGUGCAAUGCCAAAUCUUCAACGGUUAGUCAUCAAGGAUUGUUAUGAACUUAGAAACCUGCCAAAUGAACUUAGCAACUCGAUCAAACUUCGACACGUCGAGGUAUCAGAGAUGUCAGAAAAUUUUAUGAAGUUACUUGUGGAAUUCAAGGUUCCCAAGGAAUGUGAGCUUCUAACAGAUUCCAACGUCCAAGAGAUGGAUGAUAAUGAAAAUGAUUUUUACGAUGCAAGCGGUGAUGAUUUGAAUUACUAUGAUCCUUCACCAAGCAGGCAAGCCGGUGGAGAGAAAAUGGCAGAUAUUAUUGUUCCUGUUUUUAUGGAGAAUUUGACAAAGCCGGUUGGACAUGAAGCAAAUUUGCUUCUUGAAGUGAAGGAUCACGUCUGUUUACUUGAAGAUGAUUUGGGAAUCAUCAAUACCUUCCUUAAAGAUUUCGAUGGGAAACAGAAUGAGCAUAAUGUGAUGUUCUUUGGCUGGGCCAUGAUCACACCAUCAUUGAAAAAACCAACUGGGGACAUUUCUGUGGAAUUUGGAAUCCCAGCUGAUAAACCAAGAAUGAGAAAAUGA
This is a messenger RNA of Ziziphus jujuba (common jujube), 3054 nucleotides long. Its product is annotated as disease resistance protein RPP13. The record is from RefSeq and is a predicted model, not a curated record. Gene Ontology annotation, molecular function: ADP binding. Gene Ontology annotation, biological process: defense response to other organism. The coding region runs from base 1 to 3054 and encodes 1017 amino acids. The transcript is spliced from 3 exons. NCBI's taxonomy places the organism in Eukaryota, Viridiplantae, Streptophyta, Magnoliopsida, Rosales, Rhamnaceae.